Messenger RNA from Hevea brasiliensis (rubber tree), 2082 nucleotides. Its product is annotated as RNA polymerase sigma factor sigE, chloroplastic/mitochondrial. Gene Ontology annotation, biological process: DNA-templated transcription initiation; regulation of DNA-templated transcription. The record is from RefSeq and is a predicted model, not a curated record. Bases 314 to 1819 code for a protein of 501 amino acids. Gene Ontology annotation, molecular function: DNA-binding transcription factor activity. NCBI's taxonomy places the organism in Eukaryota, Viridiplantae, Streptophyta, Magnoliopsida, Malpighiales, Euphorbiaceae. The transcript has 6 exons.
UGUCUCACUUGUCACGUUAGUAACCGUUGAUACGAUAAACCCAUGUUUCUAUCCUUUUGAUUAUUCAGAGAAACGACUCGUGGACACCGUACUUUACAUGUUUAUGAUUCUUCUUUCUUCUAUAAAAGCUCAAAAUAAGUUUUAUUUUUGAUCCCCUGUGUUCUUCUGCUUUGAGUCUGUUCUAGAAAUCACUACCUCUAGAAAUCGGAGAUUCUGCGUGAAGUGGGAAAUUUGGGUGUUGCUGUAUUUAUCCAGUGUUUGUGCAGUGAGAGGAAAGUCCUCAGUCACUUAAAAUUCUCACUAGGAACUUGGCAUGGGAGUUGUAACUGCUUCUAGCUCAGCUGCUCAGACAACACUAGGAUUCAGCACAAAAAUUUCAAAUUACAAAUCCACAGUAAAAGGAUCGUUGAUUGUGGCAUUUAAAGAAGAUAAAUCCAAUAACACAGCUUUGAUUGCACCUCGUGAGCGAAUCCCGUUGCCUGUACAGCCACCCAAAGGGAAGAAGAGACGAGGAAAAACUAACAAUGAAUUGUCUUCAAGCACCUUGGAAGUGGAUUACAAUGAAGCUGCUGCUAAGCUUGAAAAUUUAUACAAGCUUAGCCCUUCAACUGAUGCGUCUGAUGUAGAUGUAAAUGUCUUGAUUGGGAAAGGUCAACGAAGGAAAAGGAAAAAUGGUGAAGGUGACAAGAAAGCAGUGAUUCGAACUAGUAAAUUUGUUGUUAAGAACCCUGCAAAGAAAGCUAAACGAUUGAGCCUUGACAAAAGAAUUGCAAUGACGAAGUACAAGGCAGAGGAAGUGGUAACUGCAAUUAGGAAGAAAACAGAUGCUGAGGAUGAAGAUGAAAAGAUUGAGGAACUUGUGAGGGAUUAUUCUGCGUCAACUGAUUUGGUCAGCUUGGAAUGGAAAAAAAUGAAGAUACCUCCAGUUCUCCCUUCAACAGAGCAUACCUGGUUGUUCAAGUUGAUGCAACCCAUGAAGGCACUCCUUCAAGUGAAAGACCGUUUGCAAAAAAAAUUGGGUAGAGAACCAAAUAAAGGUGAAUUAGCUGAGGCAACAAAUAUGAAUGUAGAGCAAGUAAGGAAACAGAUAAGAGUUGGUCAAGCCGCAAGAAACAAGCUAAUUAAGCACAAUCUCCGGCUUAUAUUGUUUGUAAUCAAUAAAUAUUUUCAAGACUUUGCAAAUGGGCCCAGAUUUCAAGACCUUUGUCAAGCAGGAAUUAAGGGACUUAUUACAGCAAUUGAUCGCUUUGAACCCAAAAGGAGAUUUCGGCUCUCAACAUAUAGUCUUUUUUGGAUUAGACAUGCCAUAAUACGUUCAAUGACACUCUCGAGCUUUACACGUGUCUCGUUUGGUCUUGAAUCAGUAAGAGUAGAGAUCCAGAAAGCCAAACUUGAGUUGUUGGUUGAACUUCAAAGACAGCCGACAGAGGAAGAGAUUAAAGAGAGGGUGGGGAUCUCUCCUGAGAGGUAUCAUGAAGUAAUGAGGGCUUCAAAACCUGUUUUCUCUCUACAUUCAAGGCAUGCAGUUACCCAGGAAGAGUUCAUCAGUGGGAUCACUGACAUUGAUGGAGGUGAUAACCGGAGGCAGCCAGCUCUUCUAAGGCUUGCUCUUGAUGAUGUGCUUGAUUCUCUAAAGCCAAAGGAGAGCCUAGUGAUCAGACAGAGAUAUGGGCUAGAUGGUAAAGGUGAUAGAACAUUAGGAGAGAUUGCUGGAAAUUUGAGCAUGUCAAGAGAAAUGGUUAGGAAGUAUGAAGUUAAGGCACUCAUGAAGCUCAAGCACCCAGCUAGAGUUGAUUAUCUUCGCCGUUAUGUUGUCUGAAUUGGUGAACAUCAUAAGGUUUUGCUUACAUUACUUACUCCCCUCCUAUGACUACUCAUCAACAGUUGCUGUAUACUAAUGACCUGUAUCAUAGUCAUUUUUAACUACAUGAAAAUAGAAAAAUCUCAUACAAUGUAAUAUACUUCUACGGAAUUUGGAGAUUUCAAAUCACCACAUAUACAUGUAAUAGUGUCUCUCCUUUAAAAUCUGAUAAUCCCUCGUACAUUUUAUGUAUAUGUAUUCAAAUUCUUCACUGACUCAUA